GUCUUGCACGAGGGAAAAGGGAAUGGAUGAAAAUACGUGAAUGAAAACGGUAGGGAUUUUAAAAUAGCCACAAUGACGACAGAAGAAACACCUAACAUCUCAAAGGAGGAAGAAGUGAAACUGAAAGAAUUAUUUGACAAACUUGAUGUGAAUAAGGACGGAAGAAUAGACAUCAAUGACCUUACUCAGGCACUGUCCACCUUGCAAGUUCCACAAACACCGGGUCAUGCAAAGGUUAUAUUUGAUUGCAUAUACAGUUUUUGAACACUGUCCAUUUGGGCUUAUAGCAGGAAUGCGUAUUAGACUGAAGAGUAAUUUAUAGGUUUAAAUCAAACACAAAAUAUUAGGCCUACACGCUUGUGUUUAAUUUUGAAAAGUGUUGUCGACUUGAGAAGGGGUAUGUAAAUUUUGCCCAGUUCCGGAUCACAUUUUCUUCACGAUUGCUGGCGAUAUAAUCUACGAAGAAAAAAAUGUUGAAGGCAUAGAAUUAAAUAUGCUAUAGUGGAAUUGAAAUAUUGAUUUCUAGAAGUAUCUAGAUGUAGUAAAUUAAUUAUAAUGAUUUUAUUUUUAAAAAUGUAUUUUAUGAGGGUAAACUAUGAAAUGGUGGCCGUUUGCAAUGGCUUCGAAAAUAGCCAACUUGAAUUACUGUGGGAUUUGCACCUUGUAAAGAGGUUUUUUGACAAGCAUGACAAAGAUAAAGAUGGACUAAUUGACUUUGGAGAAUUUGUUAAAUAUGUCCGAGACCAUGAGAGCAAACUGCGACUGUACUUCAAAAACAUUGACAUCAAUGAUGAUGGUUCUAUCGACAAAGACGAGAUUAUUGCUUCAUUUAAGAAACUUGGUGUUAACAUUGAUUCAAAUGAGGCAGACAAAUUGGUGUCCAAAAUGGACAAGGAUGGUACCUUAAAGAUUGAAUGGUCAGAAUGGAGGGACUACCUAAUUCUCUCCCCCUCUCAGAGUAUAAAAGAAAUUCUUCAGCACUGGCGCCAUGCCUCAAUGAUAGAUGUUGGUGAGAAUGUCAUUGUACCAGAUGACUUCACGGAAAAGGAAAUGAAGACAGGGAUAUGGAAAACCAAUUUGAUGGCUGGAGGCAUGGCAGGGGCUGUGUCAAGGUCAUGUACAGCCCCUCUGGACAGGAUCAAGGUCAUGUUACAGGUGCAUGGAACAGGCAAGAACCAAUUCGGGGUGAUCAAUGGUUUUAAACACAUGCUGGAGGAAGGUGGUGUGAAGUCACUAUGGCGAGGGAAUGGUGUCAAUGUCAUCAAAAUAGCUCCCGAAUCGGCCAUCAAGUUUAUGGCAUAUGAACAGUUUAAAAAAAUCAUUCAUGGAGACUCCAAAGAAGAACUUCGUGUUGGAGAGAGACUUUUAGCUGGGUCGUUAGCUGGUGCAACAGCUCAAACCAUUAUUUACCCAAUGGAGGUGUUGAAAACCAGACUGGCCAUUAGAAAGACUGGACAAUAUAAAGGAAUUUUAGACUGUGCAAUGAAAAUUCAUCAAAAAGAAGGUGCUGCAGUGUUUUACAGAGGAUAUAUACCCAACUUACUGGGGAUUAUUCCGUAUGCUGGAAUUGAUCUAGCUGUUUAUGAGACAUUGAAAAAAUUAUACAUGAAAAAAUAUGAAAACACAGAUCCUGGAAUAUUUGUUUUAUUGGGAUGUGGAACCAUCAGCUGCACGGCUGGUCAACUUGCCAGCUAUCCCCUGGCCCUUGUGAGGACAAAACUGCAAGCUCAAGGUGCAAAAGCUGAUUCAAUGCUGGGUCUGUUCAAGAAAAUUAUAAAACAAGAUGGACUUACAGGACUGUAUCGAGGCAUAGUUCCAAAUUUCAUGAAAGUAAUUCCAGCUGUUGGAAUUAGUUAUGUGGUGUAUGAAAAAUCUCGACAAUGGUUGCUAAAUUGAAGUUAGGGAUAAAUAGUAAAAAAAAUUCUCAUUGAUACUUCAUGUAUUACAUUAUAAAUGCUGGUAUGUAUUCUUUUUGCAAUUUUGAUGUUGUGAUGUAAAUUCUGUAGUUGAAAUUUGUGAGUAUCUGUAUGUAAAUUCUGUAAUAUUUUUAAAAAGAACUGUUCAUAUAUAUGUAGAAAGAAACAAGUGUUUUCCUGCCAAUUACAUGUAUGAUAUAUUUACCUUAAGCAAUGUAUUUUUGUCAGUAAUAACCUAGUGUAAUUUAUUUCACAUUAAGAAAACCAACUUUUCAACUUGACAUGAAAACCCACACACUACAAGAGUAAAUGCCUAGGUCGUUUGAUGGGGGAUAUGUAAACCUUAAUUUCUGUAUUACCAGCUUUGGUCGGUUUUACAGAUUGUCUUAUGCUCUCAUUGUGUGUGUGUGUGUAUAUAUAUAUAUCCCCGUAACACAAACACAUCUAAACAUUUAUUCUGUAAAUAUAAGCUAUGAAGUAUUGUUGUGUAGAGUAUUGCCAUAAGAUGUAAUAAUAUUCAUUUUACAUGUAAAUCUUGCGUCUUCUCGGCAUUGCAUGCUGGUUUAUCGUAUUACAGAGCUCUGUAUUCAGCAAACUCUAGUGUCAGUUCGUGACAACAACCCUGCUUUACAAAAGUUCACACAAUUAUUGUCUCUCUUGGAUAUAGCUUCGUCAGGCUGAUUUGGAUGUGAUUUACAAGUGUGAUAAUCCUCAAGUAAAAUGACAUCAGCCUGUAUUAUGUAUAUGAAUGUAUUUUAAUGGACAGGGUUAGUUAUUUUCUCAUUAAGACCGCUUCUUUUAAAUGCAGUGUGCAUGGAAUUACUGUUUAUAUUUUAUGUUGUCAGCAGCACGUUUUGAUUCAGAAAGAAUAUACAAUAAAAGAAAAAGAUAUGUUUCUGAAUCAGCAAUAUGUAAAAUGACAACAAGAAAAAAUCACAGGAAAAUAAUUAAGAUAUUGCCUGCAGAUUUAGUUUGGUAGUGCACUCUACUUGUGCAUUUAAUUGAAAGUAAGGGUGUGUGUUUUAUCUUCACUUUGGUGUACGAAGAACAAUAUAUACAUGUAUGUAUAGAAAUUGUAGAUGAAACAGUUUACAAUGAUUGCCAUCAUUUCUGUCUCAGCAAUACAUGCACAUUCAUUGUUGAAAUGAUGUACUAAGUCGCUGCCACUAUAAAAGACAUGAUAUUUUUUAAAAACCGAACUUACAUGUAGAUUACGUGUAUCUAGGUAGAACAGUUCAUUAGAAAAUAAUGUGUGUGGGGAAAAAACCAUUCUGUAUCACGACACAUUUGUCACUAUUAAUUGAAGCAAGACUUUUCUGUGUUUUCGUCACACCACUCUUUUCUUAUCGUACUGAUUAUUAUCAUUUCUGUUAAAAAGGUGCAUAAUUAUGAGAAUCCAAUGUAGUGACAUGUUGAAAAUCAUUUUUGCACUAUAUCAAGCAACUGUGAUAUCAGUAAUCCAUGAAUAUUAUUAAAGUAUAUGCAUAUAUCUUGAUAGUAAAACCAUUAGAAAUUGUUAUCUAAUUCUAUUGCUUCUAAUUAAUUUUUCUAUUUCUUACACAACUUUCAUGACAUAAAAACUUACCAUUCCAGCAUAAUAGAUAAUAUGCCGUAGAAUUCUGUGGGUAUUUUCCAGUAUCAUAGAUGCAUGUAUCGUGGUUUCUAAAUGUUUUCUUUGAUAUACUUUGUGACAUUUGCAUUAUCACUUUUCUUACUUUUAUACUUCUUGAAAUGGUAACACAUUCUGAUCAUUUAAUCCCCAAAGUCCUGAAACAAAGUUGGUGUGUGGCUGUUGCGGUUUAUGUGCACAGUAUUCAAAUUUUCUAGUUAUUUAAAUUACGAACUAGUUUGUAAAUUAUUUAAUAAUGUAGAACAUGGAUACACCAAUGAAUUUUAAACCUAGACUUCCAAUUUCAAAGUAAAUUUAAUUUCUCGUAACUUUUCUGUGGUCUAAAUCCGUGUGUAUUAUCAUGGUAUCUGGUGACACACUUUCCCAUUCCAUGGUUUUGGGUCCACCAUGGUAUGUAAAAAUGUUGCAGCAAGAGAUUACAGCUUUAAAUAGGGAAUAUACUUGAAUGUAUAUGUAGUACAAUAAUUAAUUCAUGAUAAUGUCCCUACUUAUUUGUAUUUUGAUAUAUUCAUAAUAGAUAGAGCUUUCACAAUCCAUAGAAAUCUAUGCAUGUAUAGGCUGUAUAGAAAAGAAAAGGUUAUUUGCAGCUAUCAAGUACUGUAUUGUUUAUGAUCUUUUUUUAAAUACUUUUUUGCAAUGCUAUGUUUCUGUUUAACCUGGAAUUGGAUUAUGCUGCAUUCCAUGAAAAUUGUUGAUUUUUAUUUUUUCACACUGUUAUUUUUUUAUUUAGUUGCAGUGUAGACAUUAAGUGUUUUGUUAUUAUGAAACAGAAGCCUGGAAGUAUAAGGCUCUUCUGAAGAAUAAACUGCUUUCAUAAUAAAGAUUUCUGUCCUGUCACAGAUUCUGAAUAAUAUUUGAUAUUUAGUAAUAAAAUUAUAAAAACUUCA
Molecule: messenger RNA, 4433 nt
Organism: Ostrea edulis (European flat oyster)
Lineage: Eukaryota; Metazoa; Mollusca; Bivalvia; Ostreida; Ostreidae
Product: calcium-binding mitochondrial carrier protein SCaMC-2-like
Exons: 10
Coding region: 556-1896 (446 amino acids)
Biological process (GO): transmembrane transport
Cellular component (GO): mitochondrial inner membrane
Molecular function (GO): ATP transmembrane transporter activity; calcium ion binding
Source: RefSeq, a predicted model, not a curated record